GAAGAAGACCACAGUUGUGAUGCUGGCACUCUGCUGCUUUCUAUGUGAAGCAGAGAUUAAUGACAAAGUGAGUCAGAAUGUAGGUUCAGCUUGCUGCUCUGACACCUGCUCUGUCGUCUCAGUAGCGCAGACCCUAGGAGCUGUGGGAGAGAAAGUGUCGAGCAUGAUGGAUAAAAUUACACUCCUGGAGACCAAGGUGCAAAAAACAGAGACUCAAGUGCUGGAGCUGCAGAGUCUCAAUGGGGGUGUGCCUAAGGUGGCCUUUUCUGCAUCUCUCCUGAAGUCUGGCUCAGGAAACACAGGACCUUUCAACACUGCUACUGCACUUAAGUACAAGAAUGUCUUCUCCAACAUUGGCAGCAGCUACAGCCCUGAAACAGGAAUUUUCACCGCAUUGGUGAAAGGAGUGUACUUCUUCCGAUUCUCAAUGCUCAACAACCUCAAGGCCCCUCCCAACUCUGUUGUGAGCCUCAUGAAGAACGGUGUGAGGCUGGUGUCUGUGUGGGACACCGUAGGGUCUGACGCCCACGACAUGGGCAGCAACGCUGUGGUCAUUUCCUUGAAGGUGGGAGACCAAGUGUAUGCAGAGCUUGCGGCAAACAGGAUGAUCCAUGAUGAUACCAUGAACUACAACACCUUCAGCGGUUUUCUGCUCUUCACCACGUGAUUCAAGCAAUAUGAGUUAAAGUCUGGGUCAGUCUUCAUGCUUUGAAAAAGAGAUAUCUCACUUUAUUCAUGCUAAGGUAGGAAAGGGAAUCUGUUUACUAUAUAAUCUGCUUGCCAUGAUGUUAUAGCAUUAGUCACACAUUAAUAAAAUGUGAGCUGUAGAUGUUAGGGUGUGCAAACUGCUCUGUAACAUUGCAAA
Messenger RNA from Myripristis murdjan (pinecone soldierfish), 865 nucleotides. Its product is annotated as complement C1q-like protein 4. Gene Ontology annotation, molecular function: protein binding. Bases 20 to 667 code for a protein of 215 amino acids. The record is from RefSeq and is a predicted model, not a curated record. The transcript has 3 exons. NCBI's taxonomy places the organism in Eukaryota, Metazoa, Chordata, Actinopteri, Holocentriformes, Holocentridae.